UUUCAAUAAAGGCAAUGAUACGACAAUAUCAUCCACCACCUUGACCUGAACUAUAUAAACAGUAGACAUUUCCUCUGCAUCCUCAUCAUCUUUCGUCUUUGCUUAUUGUCAUAUCAUUAUGCAGAUCAAGAACUCUUCUUCAAGUUCGAAAGAAUCUGCUCAUCUCGUCAUGCUUGACUUCACCACGACCGCACCCUCUCAGAGCUUUGCCCAUUAUCUACCAGGUUUACCAAGUGAUGACAAUCUGUACGCCGACAGUUUCGACUUUCACAAAUGGAUUCCUGGCUUCCAGUUCGCUGCGCCUGACUUCGCCCAAUAUGAUUUGGAAAAGGAUAUCAAUGACAUUGAUGCCAACAUGCACUAUGUGCCCCACGAUCUGCUAUACGCACCAUGGCCCAUCCCCGCUGACGUCGAUACCAUACUUGCACGCGAUGAUGCCACUCGGACCCCUCAAGUCCAACUGACUUUCGCUCACACUCCGACUUCAACCAGACCGAACGGGCCAGUCCUACGAGCCACUCUCCCUGCGCCAUUUGCCUACUGCAUACCGAGAGAAUUUCUCGAGGCGGAAAAUAUCAUACCGAGGAUGAUUUACGAAAAGCUAGUCGAUCUCCACGGGAUGUCAAUGCGUCCGCCGCCUUUCUUCGACAUGCCUGGUGCUCAACAAUAUGCUCAAUUCGACAUGCCUGAUACCCGACAAUACGCUCAAUUAAUCACCGACUUCUGUCAGCACAAGGAUUCUGUCACUCGUCGAUACUACUCUAAGAUUCCUCGAAACCCAUGCUGCCCCAAUGACGCGCAACGCCCGAUCUAUCCCAUCAAGUUUUUGAACCAGGUUCCUAAUUACCUUGAAAGAUACAAGGACGCGUUUCCGGAGCCACUUCCUAUGGUCAUAAUUCGAAACAGCGAAGUCAUAUGUAUGAAUCCACCACGUUGGUGUAACAAGUAUGGCGUGAUCAUCCAUGUUCUCCCUACGGAACAUCCAUCGAAGUUCGAGAAUUCAGAAAAUCCUGAAGACACUCUAUGGUCCAUGUCUCUUAAGCGCGGCGUUCCCGCCUCGUACAAACCACUUUCAAGUCAACCGAGUGUGGUCACUUCUCCAAUUCAGUUCGGUAAUAUGAUUUAUUCUGCCGAAGAACUGACGUUUUUCAACUUCGCUGUCAACGUAUUCAUGGAAGUUCCAACAUUCCCAGGGCCUGGGCUGCUACAGGAACCUGCAGCAGCGUAUAGAGGUGCAUUUAUACUUCACGUUAUUGAUCACCCUAUGGACCCGGCAUGCUGGACUGAACUUUCCGAGGACCGCAAGAUCGACUUAUACUGGCACGCACCUAAGCUGUUUGACGGCCUUCCCACUUUCUUGAAGUGCCCGAACUUUCCGGCUGUCAAUCUACACUUCCAGAAUUGAGAUAUGAAUCUGCUGGGCGUUCUGGACGAUCUCAAGUUUGGCACGAUCGACGACAGUAUUGAUGUGGCCAGUGCGAGGAAAAGGAACUAGGAUCGUCCUGUUCG
Suillus bovinus is the source of this 1509-nucleotide messenger RNA. RefSeq lists its product as uncharacterized. NCBI's taxonomy places the organism in Eukaryota, Fungi, Basidiomycota, Agaricomycetes, Boletales, Suillaceae. The transcript is spliced from 2 exons. Bases 119 to 1405 code for a protein of 428 amino acids. The record is from RefSeq and is a predicted model, not a curated record.